AUGGCAGAAGCUCACCAGGCUGUGGCCUUCCAGUUUACUGUGACUCCUGAUGGUAUAGAUCUACAGCUGGGACGUGAUGUUCUCCGACACCUCUACCUGUCUGGGCUGAUUGCCUGUAGGAAACGACUCAUCACUCUUAAGAGCUCAGUUCUGAGUGGAGUGUACCCUGCCAGUCCUUCUACAUGGUUUGCUGUGGUAGCUGUAACUCUUGGCUCCCUGUAUGGAAAGGUGGAUGUGUCAUUUGGACUCAUAACAAAGAUCAGCAAUCUCUUACCUGGACAGUCUGUUCUCACACCUGUAUCCCGCACUGCAGUGAGUGCUGUUAUCUUCUCUUCUGGAGUUUGGGUCUCUGGAAUCCUUCUGUAUCGUCAAGUUCUGCGCAUGCUCCUUUCAUACCAUGGCUGGAUGUUUGAGCCCCAUGGAAAAAGAAGUUUGAAAACAAAGCUUUGGGCAGGGUGUAUGAAGGUCAUGGCCAGACGACAGCCCAUGCUUUACAGUUUCCAGAUGUCUCUUCCAAGAUUGCCAGUGCCACGCCUAGAGGACACAAUAGAGAGGUACUUGCAGUCCGUGCACCCAUUGAUGGAUGAAGAAAAGUUCAGUCGCAUGAAAAGCAUGGCUCAUGACUUCCAGAAAGACCUUGGUCGAAAGUUACAGAAAUACCUGCAUCUCAAGUCUUGGUGGGCAACAAAUUAUGUCAGUGACUGGUGGGAGGAGUACAUAUACUUACGUGGCCGAGGGCCAAUUAUGGUGAACAGCAACUAUUAUGCUAUGGAUUUUCUAACUGUGAGUCCAACCACUAACCAAGCAGCAAGGGCAGGAAAUGCCAUACAUGCAAUGCUACUAUACCGAAGAAAGCUUGAAAGGGGCCUUAUACCUCCUGUCAUGGCUCUUGGCAUUGUCCCUAUGUGCUCCUAUCAGAUGGAGAGGAUGUUUAAUACUACCCGGGUUCCAGGAGUGGAGACUGACUUCCUUCAGCAUCUGGUAGAAAGUCGGCAUAUAUGUGUGUACCACAAGGGCCGCUUCUACAGGCUAUGCCUAUAUGAUGACAGGACCCUGCUUAGCCCUCGGCAGUUGCAAACACAAUUUCAACGCAUUCUUGAUGAUCCGAGCCCACCACAACCAGGCGAGGAAAAACUGGCAGCACUCACAGCUGGGGAUCGAGUCUCUUGGGCUAAGGCUCGCUCGGAUUUCUUCAGUCAAGGUGUGAAUCGGGUUUCACUGAGCUCCAUUGAAAAGGGAGUCUUCUUUGUUUGUCUGGACCCCGAUGCCUUAGGACAUCAAGAGGAGGAUAAGAACUCUCUCAGUGUAUAUGCUAAAUCGUUGCUUCAUGGGAAUUGCUACAACAGGUGGUUUGAUAAGUCCUUUAGUCUGGUUGUGUUCAGUAACGGGAGGCUUGGUCUCAAUGCUGAGCAUUCCUGGGCUGACGCUCCGAUCGUUGGACACCUGUGGGAGGUAUUAACAUACUGUAAUUGA
Staurois parvus is the source of this 1473-nucleotide messenger RNA. NCBI's taxonomy places the organism in Eukaryota, Metazoa, Chordata, Amphibia, Anura, Ranidae. The record is from the annotation of a GenBank genome assembly.